CUCAUCAUCAUCGCCAUCAUCAACUUCUCUCUCUUUCUCUCCGUUCUCUUCUCUUCUAAACCCAACCAUUUCUCUCCUCGUUGUGUUUUUCAUUUCGUUUAAAAAACCCAACAGCUAUAGCUUUUUUAAGCUUUAUCUUUAGCUUCCAUGGAGGGUAGUGUUUACUCUAAUCUUUACCACACUCCCCUAACCCUAACUCCUUAAACUGGCCAGAGCAGACUUUUCUAAUUGGUCUUGUUUAAUCUCCCCCACCUCCGGUUUUUUUUGCUUGUCUCGGUUUCUGAAACCUGUUAGAUGUUCGAGUGAUGGAGAUAGCGCCUUCCAUCACCACCACCGCCAGCACCAAGUCCCCGGAAGCCGACAGCGAUACACCGACCCGGAUCCAGCCGGCCAAGCCCAUCUCCUUCAGCAACGGCGUCCUCAAGCGGCACAAUCCUGCCCACCUCCACCACCACAACAGUAACAUCCCGGUCACUCCUGUAGUCGUCAGCUACAAAGAAUGCCUCAAGAACCACGCCGCCAGCUUGGGCGGCCACGCCCUCGACGGCUGUGGCGAGUUCAUGCCUUCCCCUACCGCCACCCCAGCUGACCCCACCUCGCUAAAAUGUGCAGCUUGUGGUUGCCACCGAAAUUUCCACCGCCGUGACCCGGAGGACAAUAUUCCGGCGGUGGCUCCCGCGACUCAUGUCAUCGAGUACCAGCCCCACCACCGCCACCACCCGCCGCCUCCACUCAUCGGCAACCGAAGCCCCAAUUCAGCUUCUCCGCCGCCGAUCUCCUCCUCCUACUACCCAUCAGCUCCCCACAUGCUGCUGGCCCUCUCCACGGGAGUGUCUGACAACCCGAACAACCACCACGGCGGUCAAAUUGUCUCCCCCGGCGGCGGCACAAAUGCGAGGAAGCGGUUCCGGACCAAGUUCAGCCAGAAACAGAAGGACAAGAUGUUCCAGUUUGCGGAACGAGUUGGGUGGAAGAUGCAGAAGCGCGACGAGGACAUAGUACAUGAGUUCUGCAACGAAAUCGGAGUCGACAAAGGAGUUCUCAAAGUGUGGAUGCACAACAACAAGAACACCUUUGCCAAGCGCGACGUCAUCAGCGGUAGUGGUGGCGCUGCUAACGGCAUUAGCCCCACCGCUACCGCUAGAAUUCCCGACAGUACUGGUCUGGAUCAGCACCAACUCCACAACAUGAUGAACGGUAACAACAACAAUAACAACAGCAAUGACGAGGAUGAUCAUCCCAACAACAACAGCAACAACGGUAACGGUGGUGGGAGUCUGAGCAACAUUCCGAACCCGAAUCACCACCACCACCAUCACUACCAGGUUGGCGGCAAUAAUCACCCGCACGGUGUCACUAACGGUGGGUCGUCAUCUUCUUCUUGAUCAUUUUCGAAGAAUAAUUAAUAAGGAGAGUACUUAAUUAGUGAAGAUCAUAGAGUAAGAGAAGCUAGCAGUACGUAUUAAUUAAGAGACCAGUUUCGUUUUUCGUUUCUUUCUCUUUCUCAUGCUGUUUAGUUUAAUCAAUGAGAUAAUCACUUAAUUUGCUGAUGCUGAGGAUGUUAUAACCUGGGGUGCAGCUAGAGUUUGGUUCAUCAUCCAACAAGGAAUUAAUCAAUUAAUUUGCAUAAUUUUCUUCUUCUUCUUAAUU
Argentina anserina (silverweed cinquefoil) is the source of this 1650-nucleotide messenger RNA. RefSeq names its product zinc-finger homeodomain protein 9-like. The coding region runs from base 306 to 1385 and encodes 359 amino acids. NCBI's taxonomy places the organism in Eukaryota, Viridiplantae, Streptophyta, Magnoliopsida, Rosales, Rosaceae. The transcript has a single exon. The record is from RefSeq and is a predicted model, not a curated record. Gene Ontology annotation, cellular component: nucleus. Gene Ontology annotation, biological process: regulation of DNA-templated transcription; regulation of developmental process. Gene Ontology annotation, molecular function: transcription cis-regulatory region binding; DNA-binding transcription factor activity.